UAUGGUCUGUAAGCGAAGUGACUGUUUCUCAUGGAGGUUUAUUCGCAAUCCCUUUCAAUUAAAAAAACAAUAAACUGAAUGUCGCGUUCAGAGUGGGUACAAGAUACAAGAUACAUGAUAAUAAUAAAUUCUCACACCGUGAUUUAACGCAUUGGUUUUCGCCUAAAUUAAAGGACCUUAAAGCUUCAAUAUUGUGCAUACACUGUGCAUGAGACAAGUCGACAAUCUCCCCCGAUUGUCUUCAACCUUACAGGCAGAUAACGUUACUGGGAAAGCCCAUUUAGUGUUUUCUUUUGGUCUCUGCCUUGUUGAUAAUGCCGUCUGUCUAGGCAUCGGAAAUGUUUUGCCAAUCAGGCUAGGCUCCCUGAUGUCUGAUGUCACUGGUAUUAAACUUACUCGUAGUUAAAGUGCCGUUUGUACUGUUAACAGUCAUAAUGUCUUCUCCAGCGAAAAACUCCUCUUGUUCGGGGAUGUCUAAGUUGCAAACAAAUAUUUUGAUCGAUUGUUUGGGAAAAAAAUUCCGGGACAAUUCGGAAAUUCGUCCUCGUGUUAUCAACCAGGGCGGAUAAUGGCGCGAGCAUUCUUGAGCUCCGUGCUUUGUCAACUCCCAUGAAGCACAGUGGUUAAACCAAUAAAAGCGCUUGUUAUAUUGACAUUAAAUUAUAAAGACAAUUUAACUGACUUCUUGAAAUCAUGGCUCCACUUUUACAUUUUAUGAUGUCAUUUCUAUGCCCUAAAACUAUAAAGGUGUACGGCGUGAACAAGUGCGAUGGAUUUGUUCAAAUCAUGUGGUAUUGCAUAGAGAAUUGUGUCCUUACUCGUGCAUUUAAAUUUACCUUAUUUCGUUGAGGUAAAGGAUCUUUUUAAAGGUCCUUUAAAAAUUACAAGAGUUCAGAAUUAAGGUAUAAGGGAAUCAUCGCCCUGAAUGAUAGAAUUUUGUGUUGUUCUACAGUCUCAGAGAAAACUACGGUCGAGUUUUCUCCCUGAAACUUGGAAGCUACAAAUUCGUGAUGGCUUCAACUCCUGAGGCCGUUAAGGAAAUGCUCGUACAGAGAUCUGCUGAUUAUGCUGGAAGACAGCAGACAUACUUCUUCGAGAAGGCAACACUUGGAGGCAAGGGCCUUGUGUUAGGUAACUAUGGACCCGCCUGGAAGUAUCAUCGCAAGCUCUUUACAACAGCCUUGCGACAAUAUCUCUCUGAUAUUGGUCUCGUGGAAACGCGAGUCUCCACACAGGCCGAGAAACUAGUGCAUUUCAUGGAAGAACAAGAUGGAAAGCCUUUUGAUCCCGCAGAUUGCUUGCAACGCGUCGUUGCUGAUGUUAUUUGUGGAGUCACGUUUGGAGAAGGCUACGACACAACGAAUCCAGAUGUUAAUAAGCUUUUGAAACUUAACGUAGAACUUGUUGCAAAUACCGAUGAUUCUCAGAUAGUAGGCGUUUUAGAUUUCUUUCCUUUCGCAAAGUAUCUGCCUAUUAAGGCUUAUGAUCGCCUCCUCCAGAUGGUGCUAAGAAUUUUUGAUAUUAUUCGCAAACUUUUAAGAGAGCGAAAAGAAAACUUCGAUCCAGAGGAACCUGUGAAAGAUUUGAUCUCAGGUCUACUGCACGCCAGACAUCAAGAUUCUGAGAAUGAUGAAGUACGAGCAGCUUUUCUUUCCGACGACUACUUGUUGAAUACCGUCGAAGACAUGUUCAUUGCCGGCUUCGAAACCACAAGCACAACAAUGAAAUGGGCGAUAGCCUUUUUGGUCAAUUAUCCAAAGUACCAAGACGAUAUUCAGCUCGAGUUAGAUGAAGUACUUGGCGGACGGAAUCCCAGUUUGGAAGACCGAACAAAUCUCCCCCUCAUUCACGCGAUCAUCAUGGAAACGCUACGAGUUGGAAACGUAGUACCUCUUGCACUGCCCCAUUUCACUCUCCAAGAUACGACACUUUGUGGCUACCGCGUUCCCAAAGAUACCAUCGUGUUUGCUGACACAGAAUCUGUUCAUCUGGAUCCCAAAUGCUGGGAAAAUCCAACCGUGUUUAACCCUUACCGUCAUAUCGACGAGAAUGGUAAGUUAAUCACCAACCAAGGCAAUUUCUAUCCUUUUGGAGCGGGACGCCGUGUCUGUGCUGGUGAGCCCCUGGCCAAAGUUGAAUUGUUUUUGUUUCUUUCGUGGAUGCUUCAGAAGUUCACUUUCAUCGCUGAGGAAGAUGGUCAUCCACCCAGCUUGAAGGGAAUGUUUAGUGGCAUACAGUUUCCUGUUCCUUACAAGAUACGUGCAGUCAAACGGAAGUGACUGAGAUUGUUUCUUGGACGGUGGUUUUAGGAAUAGCGUAUGCUUUUACAGUAGGUUUAGAAGAGUUAAUGUAUAGGUAGCUGAGCAUGUAUUUUGAGAGAACGCUGAUAAUGAAAGUAGGUUUUACGCUUCUGAUACAUGUUAGAAUUCUUCCACGUGUUACGCUUUUGAAAGGCAAUUAGUCUUUUGAUUGUAUGUCCUUUACUCGUAGAAGAUUGACGGUAAUCAUGAUGGAUUACUUCAUAGACUACAGUUUGUUUGAAAAAGUGACCAUUUGGUUAGCCCUCAACCGAGUUGAGAUUCUUUGUAAGUUUACGAUCAAUUAGCGAUAUUUGUUUCUUUGGUGAAUAAGUACUAGAACUCUUUAUCAGUUUAUCAUACAAUCUGGCAUUAAACAUUGCUCCUUGCAAGAUACGUGCAAUCAAACGGAAGUCAACUGAGAGUGUUGGAUGGAGAAACUACCUUCUGGUGGUUUUAGAAAAAGUGGAAAUGUUUAAGUAGAUGCCGUUGAACCCCACCAUUUCGAAUUCUCAGGGGAAACGAAAAAUUGUUCGAAAUAGCAGGAGUUCGAAAUAAUGGAUAGUAAAUGACUGAAGGGAAAAUCCAGGGGAAAUGAUUUUGAGUUCGAAAUAACGGGGAAAUUGAAAUAAUCGGGUUCGAACUGGCGUGGUCCAACUGUAAGUAAAAGCGUUUACAUUUGCUGUAGAGGAGGUUCUGCAAUGAGCUGGAUUGGUAUUUUGAAAUUGUCCUGAUAAUGAAAAAACGUAAUUUUGCUUCUGUCACAUGCUAUGUGUCUUGCACGUGUUACGCUUUUGAAAGGCCAUUAGUCUUUUGAUUGUUUGUG
This is a messenger RNA of Orbicella faveolata, 3123 nucleotides long. RefSeq names its product steroid 17-alpha-hydroxylase/17,20 lyase-like. Gene Ontology annotation, molecular function: heme binding; steroid 17-alpha-monooxygenase activity; iron ion binding. The record is from RefSeq and is a predicted model, not a curated record. Lineage: Eukaryota; Metazoa; Cnidaria; Anthozoa; Scleractinia; Merulinidae. Gene Ontology annotation, biological process: progesterone metabolic process; hormone biosynthetic process.